AUGCCCGCCCUCCUCGAAGACCCCCUCACCACCCUCCCCGCGCCGACCGCCGCGAAAACCGCCGCGCCCACCCUGACCCCCAAAAAGGCCAUCCUCAAAGACGCCACGCCCGUCACCCUGUACCCCAUCGCGGGGGGGCCGUCCACCGUCCCCGAUUCGCUGAUAGCGUACCUGCAUAAGGAAUUCAGCGCCGAGAUCGUCCGCGGCAGCACGUACCCGAUGGAGGAGCCGAUGACGCUGGAGCACUACCGGAAUUAUUGGUUCGGCACGUUUGCGGUCGUUGCGUUGGUUGACGAGGACACUGAUGGGCAAGGCGAAGGGGAAGGCCGGGGCCUGGUGGAGGGCCGGGAUUGGGAGCGCGUGUGUUUGGGGACGUUUUAUGUGAAGCCGAAUUAUCCGGGUCGGUGCUCGCAUGUCUGUAACGCCGGGUUCUUUACGACUCCGGCGGCUCGAGGGCGCGGCGUGGGGAUGGUGAUGGGCCGGACUUAUUUGGAGGUUGCGCCGGUGUUGGGCUACAAAUACUCCGUCUUCAACCUCGUCUUCGCCAACAACACCGCCUCCGUCAAGAUCUGGGAGAAGCUGGGCUUCCAGGUCAUCGGCCGCGUGCCCCGCGCCGCGCGCCUGGCUAACAGCGAGGAAUUGGUCGAUGCGUUGAUCAUUGGCCGGGAUCUGGUUUAA
Molecule: messenger RNA, 678 nt
Organism: Aspergillus aculeatus ATCC 16872
Lineage: Eukaryota; Fungi; Ascomycota; Eurotiomycetes; Eurotiales; Aspergillaceae
Product: GNAT family N-acetyltransferase
Exons: 3
Coding region: 1-678 (225 amino acids)
Molecular function (GO): acyltransferase activity, transferring groups other than amino-acyl groups
Source: RefSeq, a predicted model, not a curated record